AUGAAGUGUUUUGAGAGGCUAGUCUCUCAGCCCAUCAGAGACUGCCUCCCUCCCUCCUUCGACCCCCACCAGUUUGCUUAUAGAGCGAACCGAUCUACGGAGGACGCCAUCGCCAUAACACUUCACAGAGCGCUGAGUCAUCUGGAGAACCGAAAGAGUUAUUUCGCGGACGACACCACCGUGGUUGGUCUCAUCUCCGAUGGGGAUGAGAUGGCAUACAGGGAGAUAGAGAAACUUGACAGAGACAAGACUUUGAAGGAACUGAAGGAAUUCAAGCCCGGAAACCCAAAGGUGGAAAGAGUGAGAAUCCUCCUGCAUGGACCAGUUGGUGCUGGGAAGUCCAGUAUAAUCAACUCCAUCAAUAACAUCUUUCAAGGACAUAUAACAAGUGAAGCUCUGGCUGAUGCCACUGGGGGACACAGUUUCACCAAAACAUACAAGACACACUACACAAGGGAUCCAAGCAAUCCUACAUACAAGUACGCGUUUGUCUUCAAUGACACCAUGGGCCUGGAAGUGGACAAAGAUAAAGGAAUGCCCCCAGAGGACAUCCUUCUCGCCCUGAAAGGCCGUGUGAAAGAAGGCUACACGUUCAACCCCGUCUCCCCUUUGUCAGAGAACGGUCCAUACUACAAUAAGGACCCCAGCCUGGGAGACAAAGUUCACUGCCUGGUCACAGUGUUGCCAAUAGAUACACUGUCCCUCAUGCCAAAGGAAUUUUUCAGCAAACUGAGAAAGAUUCGGCUGAAUGCCAGCGACAUGGGGAUUCCUCAGGUGGUUAUUUUAACCAAGGUGGACGAGGCUUGUCAGAUGGUGAAGAAAGACAUCAAAAAGGUGUACACAAGCAAAUACAUAAAAAAGCAGAUGGAGACGUGCAAUGCUCAGCUGGGUAUACCAAUGAACUGCAUCUUUCCUGUGAAGAACUACCACAAAGAAAUUUAUGUGAACAAUGAAAUUGAUGAGCUGUUGCUGAAAGCCCUGAAGCACAUGAUUAACUUUGCAAAUGACUAUGUGAUGGCAGUGGCUGAUAAAGCACAUUGA
Megalops cyprinoides (Indo-Pacific tarpon) is the source of this 1041-nucleotide messenger RNA. Its product is annotated as interferon-induced protein 44-like. Lineage: Eukaryota; Metazoa; Chordata; Actinopteri; Elopiformes; Megalopidae. The record is from RefSeq and is a predicted model, not a curated record. The coding region runs from base 1 to 1041 and encodes 346 amino acids. The transcript is spliced from 7 exons.